GCCAUAGAAGAACAACCUGCACGUAAUUGUGCAAUGCUCUAUUUUACAGUGUCAAGGUCAGCGCGCGUAUCACCAGGAACUGUGUGUGACUCCAGGAGUUCUGGCACCGUGGCUGAUUAUUGCAAGGGUGUUGGAACAAACAUGACGUCAUUGGUAACCCUAGCGUGUAUUCUCUGUGCGUGUGUUCUAGUAAGGUCAGAGGUCACCGUCAUAGACCUGACCCACACUCUAGGACCUCGUUCUGAAGGUUACCCUGGCAACCCUAAACUGAACUUCACCAAUAUCAGACGCGGCGAAGGGUAUUUGGGAAUAUGGCAAGAGAUGAACUGGUUCAGCGUGGCCGAGCACAUUGGAACCCACUUUGACGCCCCCCGCCAUUUCUGCGUGGACGCCUGGAAGGCUCACGAGAUCCCCAUACAGCGCCUCGUCGGGCCCGCCGUCGUCAUCAACCUGACGGCGGAGGCGGCCAGCAACAUCGACUUCGGCGUCACGAACGAAACUCUGAUCGCCUGGGAGAACGACAACGUGCCGAUCCCGGACAAAGCGUUCCUGUUCUUCGAGUUCGGGUGGGCGCGGCGCUAUCCCAACUGGCACCGCAUGUUCAACCCGAGACAGCGGGGGCGGGUCCAGGAGAUCCACUACCCCGGGCUGGCGCACAGCGCCGUCGAGUGGCUCGUCGCCAACAGAAACGUGCACGCCGUGGGCGUCGACACACCGUCGCCUGACCUCGGCGUCAGCAAGACGUUCAUCGUACACCGGAUGUUGUGUGAGAACGAGGUCGUCAUCUUGGAAAACGUCGCCAACCUCGACCAGAUGCCGCCGUACGGAGCCAUGGCGUAUGGGGGCGCUGUCAAACUCAGGGACGGGAGCGGUGGGCCGGUGCGGCUGUUCGCCACGGUCGAUAACUCUGCCGGGGUCUUCUCGUUUUCGGCAGUUCUCUUGACUUUAAUUAUUUGCUUCCAUUUGGCGUGAAAGUGUGUUUAGUGGCAGAUGCUGGGGAUUGUUUACAUUACCAGGACUGUUUUCUUUUUUAAUGUCAUUUUCAAGAAUUUCCAUUGACAGUACCACGUGUGCCAAAAGUCAGUGUUAUAAAAACGUCUAUUCAUGUAUGCAUUGUUAUCAUACAAGACAGCUGCGUGUUACCCCAUAUAUUUGAGUUCUGUUAAUCCCCACGAACAUAUUUUAAUACGUAGAUAUGUGUGUAUGUGUAUGUAUAUAAAUAAUAUAUGUUUUAUUAUUAUUUUUAUUGUUAUUACCCAUAUUUCUGAGUGUUUUUGUCCAAACCAAUAUAUGAUAUCCAUAUUUAUUUCUAUUUUCAAUCUCCAGUAAUAAAAAUAUGCCAGUA
Molecule: messenger RNA, 1345 nt
Organism: Gigantopelta aegis
Lineage: Eukaryota; Metazoa; Mollusca; Gastropoda; Neomphalida; Peltospiridae
Product: isatin hydrolase-like
Exons: 3
Coding region: 34-972 (312 amino acids)
Molecular function (GO): arylformamidase activity
Source: RefSeq, a predicted model, not a curated record